AUGUCGGGCCCCUACAUACAUGGCCUUAGUGAAAAUAAACGGAAAUAUUGCCGAAAACGUUCCCGAAAGAAUGAAGAAAACGAAGAAAGUCAAUUUUUUUUUUCUUCAGAAGACCACGCGCCCGCUAUGGAAAAAAAACGCCGAGUGAGUCAUGUCGACGCUGAAGUCAUCCCCAAAUUUCGACCUGAAGAUAAUACCAGUAACGUCAGCAGCUGGUUGCACAAGAUCGAUCAGCUUGGUGAAAUAUAUGGAUGGGAUGCAACCGAGAAACAAUUUUUAAUGCAACUUCGUCUGCGUGGUUCAGCUCGACGUUGGUAUGAUGACUUAGAUGAUUAUAACCUCGACUGGGAUGGAUGGAAACGUGCCCUGGAAAUGGCCUUUCCACGGUCCACUGAUUUCGUCAGCAGGCUCGAAGAGAUGUUGGCAAGAACAAAAAAAGAUUCGGAAACCAUGACUAAUUAUUUCCACGACAAAUUAUCACUUAUUAAAAAAUGCAAUAUCGUAGGAGAAAAUGCAAUCUCUUGUAUCAUCCGAGGUCUUCCCGUGGAGCUGCAAGCAAACGCAAAAGCGUACAAAUGUCGGACGCCACAGUUAUUAUACUACGGGUAUUUAUCAUCAUUUGAAAAUUAUAAGAGAAUAGAAGCUGCUACACCAAUGCGGAAGUCAUUAUGGAAAAGGGGUACAACCGAUGGAAGCUCUGCAACUGACCAACAGACUGGGGUGAGACAGUGCUAUAUCUGCCGGCGGUUAGGACAUGUAGCUCAGGACUGCCGUUCAAAACAACGCUGUGAAAACUGUCAACGCAAUGGUCACACUUCAGCUACCUGUUGGGCUGUGGCGACUCCUGGUUCAACGCAGCAACGUUCGUCAUCCCUGGUGAGUCACAUCUUGUUUACCACUACUGAUGUGUUAUGCAGUGUAUACAAGCGUCACGCCUACAUCGGCACAGAAAAACUGGUUGUCUACAUAGAUACGGGUAGUAAAUUAAAUAUUUUAACACAAAAUAAAGCGACAUUGUUGAAAUUACCAAUAGCGGCAUCGACCACGGUAAUGCGAGGAUUUGGAGGAACUUGCAUACAAUCGUUGGGGAGGUCGCAAAUAACUGUGCAUAUAGACAAAAUAUGUCUUAGUGGGUACGUUGAAAUAACUAAUUACGAGCUAUCCGAUAUAGAUUUAAUUAUUGGGCAACCUAUGAUUAAUCAAUCGGGGGUAAGUCUGGUAACUACUUCUAGCUCUGCAAAAUUUGUAGAAACUUUAGCAGUUGAUGAUUGCAUAAAGUGCGUUAAAUUGGAAAAUCUAGACUACAAUUGUAAAUUCAAUGUGUACCUAAAAUGUGAUGUCACUUUACCAGCACAAAGUGUCAGUCUAAUUGACGUGACGGUGAAUAUUGAACCCAACGACAAUUUGUACUUCCUGACGAAUUCUGUCUAUAUGCAAUUAGGAAAAUGA
Messenger RNA from Parnassius mnemosyne (clouded apollo), 1449 nucleotides. Lineage: Eukaryota; Metazoa; Arthropoda; Insecta; Lepidoptera; Papilionidae. The record is from the annotation of a GenBank genome assembly.